This is a messenger RNA of Cinclus cinclus, 2340 nucleotides long. It is a transcript of the gene CDH19, whose product is annotated as cadherin 19. Gene Ontology annotation, cellular component: catenin complex; adherens junction; plasma membrane. Lineage: Eukaryota; Metazoa; Chordata; Aves; Passeriformes; Cinclidae. The coding region runs from base 1 to 2340 and encodes 779 amino acids. Gene Ontology annotation, molecular function: cadherin binding; calcium ion binding. The record is from RefSeq and is a predicted model, not a curated record. The transcript has 11 exons. Gene Ontology annotation, biological process: multicellular organism development; calcium-dependent cell-cell adhesion; cell morphogenesis.
AUGAAUUCCUCUGUAUGCCUACAUCUCAUGGUGAUGCUGGUUCAACUUUGGCCUUGCUCUCCCAGCACGCAAAGCUCCAGCGCUCAAAACACAGUUCAGUCUUUCACAGCAGUUCGAAGAGUGAAACGUGGCUGGCUGUGGGACCCUCUUUUUGCAACUGAGGAACAGAUUUCACCGAAUCCUGUGUAUAUUGGACAGCUGAAAUCAGAUUUAGACAACCAGGAUGGCAACUUAAAAUACAUUUUGACUGGGGAGGGAGCUGGAAGCUUUUUUGUCAUUGAUGAAUAUAAUGGCAAAAUUUAUGUAACUCAAAAGCUGGAUCGAGAAAAGAAACCUUUCUACACUCUAAGAGCACAAGCAAUUAACAGGAGCACUCAGCUUCCUGUUGAACCUGAAUCAGAAUUUAUCAUCAAGGUUCGAGAUGUCAAUGACAAUGAACCGCAGUUCUUGGAUGGACCUUAUGUGGCCACUGUUCCAGAGAUGUCACCUGAAGGUACUUCGGUUACACAGGUAACAGCUACAGAUGCUGAUGAUCCUUCUUCUGGGAAUAGUGCUCGUCUGCUUUACAGUCUCAUUCAGGGACAGCCUUAUUUCUCUGUGGAGCCGAAGACAGGAGUCAUUAGAAUGGCUUCCCAAAUGGAUAGAGAAACAAAAGAUCAAUAUUUGGUCAUCAUCCAAGCCAAAGAUAUGGUUGGGCAACCAGGAGCACUUUCUGCAACAGCCACUGUUACCAUCAACCUCUCUGACAUCAAUGACAAUCCACCUAAAUUUCAACAGCGGCUCUAUUACAUGAGUGUCUCUGAAGAGGCUCCCGUGGGCACCACCAUAGGCAAAGUCUUUGCAGAAGACAGCGACACUGGUGACAAUGCAGCCAUGGACUAUUUCAUUGAAGCAGAUAGCUCGGAUGCUUUUAACAUCAUCACUAACAAUGAGACUCAAGAAGGUAUUAUCUUACUGAAAAAGAGAGUGGAUUAUGAGAGCAAAAGGAGAUACAGUAUUGAAGUAAAAGCUGUAAACAGAUACAUUGAUGAACGUUUUUUGAAAGAAGGACCAUUUGAAGACACAACCAUCGUCAAAAUCAAUGUGGAAGAUGCUGAUGAACCUCCAGUUUUCACCUUGGAGAACUAUGUGAUGGAGAUCACUGAAGGAGCUGAGAGUGGUUCACUGGUGGGGGUCGUAACAGCUAGAGAUCCAGAUGAUGAUGACAGUCCAAUCAGGUACUCUAUUGUCCACAGCACACUUUUAAAGAGACUGUUCAGCAUCAAUGAACACAAUGGAGCAAUCAUUACCACUGAACCUCUGGACCGAGAGAUAGCUCCUUGGCACAAUAUAACUGUUACAGCAACAGAAACAAGAAAUCUUGAAAAAAUUUCGGAAGCGAAUGUGUAUGUCCAAGUUCUCGAUGUUAAUGAUAAUGCACCAGAAUUCCCUAAAGAUUACGAAACAUUUGUUUGUGAAAAUGCAGUUUCUGGACAGCUAAUUCAAAGCAUCAGUGCAGUGGAUCAAGAUGACUCAGCAGAAGGUCACCAUUUUAAUUUCUCAUUGGCUCAGGAGGACACAAACAGCUCACAUUUUACUGUCAAAGACAACCAAGAUAACACAGCUGGAAUUUUCAUAGGAAAAAGUGGCUUCAAGAGGCAAGAGCAGUUUUUUUUCUACUUGCCAAUCUUAAUUCAGGAUAAUGGAAUCCCACCACUGACGAGCACAAAUACUCUCACUGUCACUGUCUGCGACUGUGACACUGAAGUAAAUACCUUCUACUGCCGAUAUGGAGCUUUCAUGUAUUCCUUGGGUCUCAGCACAGAGGCUUUAGUUGCUGUUUUGGCUUGCAUAUUAAUAUUCCUGGUGUUCUUUUUGGCAAUUAUAACCAUAAGGCAGCAGCAGAAGAAGAAGCCUCCCUUUUCAGAGAAGAUGGAAGAAUUCAGAGAGAACAUUGUCAGUUAUGAUGAUGAAGGAGGAGGCGAGGAGGACACAGAAGCCUUUGAUAUUUCAGCACUGAGGACACGCACCGUCAUGCGAAAGCACAAACCUCGGAAGAAAGCAGCCUCUGAAAUCCAGAGCCUCUACAGACAGUCUAUGCAGGUUGGCCCAGACAACGCAAUCUUCAGGCAAUUUAUUUCAGAAAAGCUGGAAGAAGCAAAUACAGAUCCUCGCGUUCCUCCCUAUGACUCACUUCAGACCUAUGCAUUUGAGGGAACUGGCUCUUUGGCAGGAUCCCUCAGCUCGUUGGGUUCCACCACUUCAGACCUGGAUCAGAGCUAUGACUACCUUGCAGACUGGGGACCUCACUUUAAACAGCUUGCAAGCAUGUACUCUUCCCAUAGAACUGUGGGGGAUUAA